CAGCCAUUUGUUUUGGGCCUUCGAACGGCCACCGCUUGUUCCAUUAGAGAAGAAAGGAGGAUAGAUAGAAUUAAGACUCACAGUCCAUAGCAGACGCAGAGAAAAGGAGAAGCCAAAUCAGAGAGAGAGAGAGAGAGAGAUGGUAAUGAAGAUAGCAGCAGCAGAAGCAUUUGGAGGGGGAACUCUCCUAUGCUCGUACCGAUUCGGAAUCCGUGACCGUCGAUACCUGAUCUCUCUGGAUUGGCCUCCGACAACAACAACAACAACAACAACAGCAGCAGCAGCAAUUCGUCUUCCUACCCAUUUAAGGACGAGAAGCUUCCUCGACCAUGCUUCUGCCUCUUUGAAGCCCCAUCAGCCUAGACUUGUAUUUGUCGCCAGAGCGGUUGAUUCAACCCAGCCUUCCUCGGCAGCUGCGUCCGAUAAGGCAGUUGUACCCGAUAACGAGUUCUCGCUUGCUAAGGUCUCAUUUGGUGUUAUUGGACUAGCUUUUGGAAUUGCACUUCUUUCAUAUGGAUUUGGAGCAUAUUUCAAUAUUCUCCCCGGUUCUGAGUGGUCAGCAUUAAUGCUAACAUAUGGCUUUCCUCUUGCAAUAAUUGGUAUGGCUCUUAAGUAUGCAGAACUCAAACCAGUGCCAUGCAUAAGCUAUUCAGAUUCUCAAAAGUUGAGGGAAGCAUGUGCUACUCCAAUUCUGAAACAGGUCAGAAAUGAUGUUACAAGAUUUCGUUAUGGAGAUGAACAACAUUUGGAUGAGGCCUUAAAACGAAUUUUCCAAUAUGGUCAGGGUGGAGGAAUUCCACGGAGAAGUGCACCAAUUCUACAAAUGAUUCGAGAAGAAGUCACUGAAGAUGGAAAGUAUUGUUUAGUUCUGGUAUUUGAGGCAAAAACGUUACAGCUAUCAGAUUUUGAACAAAGACAGGCAAAAUUUGCAUCAUUCUUUGGACCCGGAAUCACAGCAGAAAUUGUGAAGGGCGAGAAUGAUCUAUAUGAAGUCCGUCUUAUUUCCAACACAACAUUAUAAAAGGGGAAGGACAAUAAUGGCCUCCGAAGUUUGGACUCUCUUCAACGCAAUAUCAUGGCUGAACCGCUGAAGCAUAUAAUUAUUUCUUUCCACUUUCCACUUGGGUUACUCCAUGAUUUUGUCACUCAUACUGUGGUUGUAAAAUGUAAGGUUGUAUAAUGUAUAAAUUUAGUUCCACAGGUACUAUGAUACCAAAUCUGUAAGAAGCCCUAUAAUGUUUAUUUGGAAAAAAAAUGGGUUCAAGGUAGACAACGAAGAGCAAUUUUUCUCUUCGUUUCGUUAGUGUUCA
This is a messenger RNA of Nelumbo nucifera (sacred lotus), 1310 nucleotides long. It is a transcript of the gene APE1, whose product is annotated as acclimation of photosynthesis to environment. Lineage: Eukaryota; Viridiplantae; Streptophyta; Magnoliopsida; Proteales; Nelumbonaceae. The record is from RefSeq and is a predicted model, not a curated record.